AUGUACUUUUUUGAGGUUACAGCAAAAAAGAGGUUUAUACAAUGCGCAGCCGCUAUCUUUUGGUGUUUACUAGGAGCUGGUCCUAUAUUUGGAUUUGCUGCUUUAAAACCAACUCUUAUUAUUCAACAUGUCUACGAGGAUGUCUGUUCAGGAAAUGAGGACUUGAGUCAGGUAGUGUCCACAGUAUCCGAGCGAACCUUUGGAACUGAAGAUGCUAGUUUCGUAGCAAAAUGUACUGCUCAGGAUUUAAGGCUCAACAUGAUGUUUACUGUUGGUGCAGCUCUCACAAAUAUAUGUGCUCUUGUUAUUGGUGCAGUGCUAGAUAGAGCCGGACCCAGAGUCUGUGGUGCUAUUGCUGCUGCAUUUCUUUAUUUGUGUUGUAUCUCGUUCAUUUUUGCAUCACAGCUUAAAGCAUACUUUGAUCCAUAUCUUGUCGGAUACUCUCUUAUGGCUUUGGGCGGGCCAUUUGCUUACAUUUCUUCGUUCCAGCUCUCAAAUGCUUUUCCCGAGCAAUCUGGACUUAUUUUGGCAAUAAUUACUGGGUCGUUCGAUGCAUCAUCCUCUGUGUUUCUUCUUUACAAGAAAGUUUUUCUUCAUUAUCCGGAUUGGUUUUCGCUUUCCAACUUCUAUAAGUUAUAUCUUUUUGUUCCAUCAUUUAUCCUUCUCGCGCAAUUUACCAUCAUGCCUAGGGAAUCAUACUUGAAUCCACCAGCAGAUCUUAUUCCAAACCCUACUCCAAACCAAAGAAGACUUUCCGAAGCAAUUGCUGCCGAAAGUCACUAUCAUGAAGUCAAUGCCUCUGCUUUAGGAGAUGAUGUUGAAACUCCUAAUAUUGAAGAGGCACCCAAUGAAGAAAGUCCUUUGAUUGAGAGUGUCGCCGUUAACAGAUCAUCUUCAUUACAAUCGCAGACCUCAUCUCAAGCAAAUGCCUUUGAGCGGAUGUCAUCUGUUGGUGAGGCCUAUAAGAGUGCUUACAUACAAGAAGAAAUAUCAGUAGCAAAGCAAAAGCCACAAGAAAUUACCAGCUCCAUUUUUGGUAUUCUUCACGGUUUUCCUACUUCAUACCAGUUUCGUACAUGGUGGUUUUUCCUUAUGUGCGCUUAUUCUACAAUUCAAAUGCUUAGAUUGAAUUAUUUUGUGGCUACGGUGAAUUCUCAAUAUGUGUACUUAUUCGGAUCCUAUCCAACAGCCGAAAAACUUAAUAGAGUGUUUGACAUUGCUCUUCCUUUAGGGGGGAUCGUUUCCAUACCGGUUGUUGGCGCUAUUCUAGAUCAUUUCUCCACGGGCAUUGUUCUUUCACUUUUGUUAGCAUUUUCCUUGCUUGUUGGCAUACUAGGAAUUAUUAAGUUUUCGUUUUUGGCUGGUUUGGCGAACGUCUUGCUUUUUGUUUGUUUCAGACCUUUCUUCUACACAGCUGUCAGUGAUUACUGCGCUAAAGUGUUUGGAUUUGAGACAUUUGGAACUCUUUACGGGGCAAUCAUGACUAUAGCAGGUAUAUUCAACAUUACACAGUCAUACUUGGAUAAGUUGACGCAUACUACUUUCAAUAUGAACCCUAUACCUGUUAAUGUUUUUUUAAUCAUUCUUACCGUUAUAUCUGGUGGUGCCUUGGUUGCAUAUGUUUUUGCACAAGCCAAGAUAUAUCGUAAAAUGAGAGCAUCACGUCAUGCUGCUUAA
Brettanomyces bruxellensis is the source of this 1677-nucleotide messenger RNA. RefSeq lists its product as uncharacterized. Gene Ontology annotation, cellular component: fungal-type vacuole membrane. The transcript has a single exon. The coding region runs from base 1 to 1677 and encodes 558 amino acids. The record is from RefSeq and is a predicted model, not a curated record. Lineage: Eukaryota; Fungi; Ascomycota; Pichiomycetes; Pichiales; Pichiaceae.